Molecule: messenger RNA, 2396 nt
Organism: Solea solea (common sole)
Lineage: Eukaryota; Metazoa; Chordata; Actinopteri; Pleuronectiformes; Soleidae
Gene: mmp25b
Product: matrix metallopeptidase 25b
Exons: 11
Coding region: 83-1813 (576 amino acids)
Biological process (GO): extracellular matrix organization; proteolysis; collagen catabolic process
Cellular component (GO): extracellular matrix
Molecular function (GO): metalloendopeptidase activity; zinc ion binding
Source: RefSeq, a predicted model, not a curated record
UCGAUCAGCCCAGCCCCAGCCUUGUCUCAGGAGAACAGAGAAAGUGAAGCAUCCGAGCAGACACACACACACACACACACACAUGCACAGCGAGUCUACUAUGGAGCGCACUCUUCUGCUGUGGAUGCUUCUCACCGUCACAUGUGAGAGCACGUCAUCAAACCCAGAGCAGUACAGCAGCGCAGUGGACUGGUUGGGUAGAUACGGUUACCUGCCUCCUCCUGACCCGCGCACCAGUAAACUGCAGACCAUGGAGGGCAUUGAGAGAGCCAUCAGGGUCAUGCAGAGAUUCGGAGGGAUCCAGGAAACUGGAGUGAUCGACAGUGAAACCCUCAAACUCAUGUCCACACCACGCUGCUCCCUGCCUGACAUCGUCGGGAGUGAGGACAUGCUGAAGAAGAGGAGGAGGAGGAGGAAGAGAUAUGCGCUGUCCGGCCUCAAGUGGCAUAAGACCGAGCUGACAUGGAGUCUCCACAACUUCCCGUCACCCUCCCGCUCUCCAACCCUGACUCAUGAAUUGGUGGAGGGGAUCCUGACUCACGCCUUCAAAGCCUGGAGUGACGCAGCCCCCCUGAGUUUUCGUCGGCAGCAGAGUGACAGCGGCGGAGGUGACAUCAGAGUGUCUUUCUUCCAUUUCCUGCAUGAUGAUGGAUACCCAUUUGACGGGAGGGGGGGCACCCUGGCCCACGCCUUCUUCCCUGGCAGGGAUGAAGUGGCUGGAGACACACACUUUGAUGAUCAUGAGACCUGGAGCUAUGGAGGUGACGGCGGCAGCACGGACUUGUUCACAGUUGCAGUGCAUGAGUUUGGUCAUGCGCUGGGUUUGUCCCAUUCCUCCACUGACCCGUCCAUCAUGAGGCCGUACUAUCAGGGUCCUGUGGAGAGCAUUCACAACUUCCAGCUGGACCUGGACGACAGGCUGGCCAUCCAGCAGCUCUACGGUGUGAAGAGCAAUGGGCUGCCGGGAGGUGUGGAUCCUGACCUCCCAGUCCUGCCAAGUCCUGCUCCCCCUAAACCGACACAGCCAUCUGAGCCCUCCUUCCCAAAGCGCUGUCAGGGAGGAUUUGAUGCAGUGGCAAACAUCAGGGGUGAGGUCUUCUUCUUUAAAGGUGCAUAUUUUUGGAGAACGAGACGCGAUGGGUCUCUACUGUCACUCAAUCCGGCUGAGAUCAAAAACUUCUGGACUGGACUUCCAGCAGGAACAGACAAGAUCGAUGCAGUGUACGAGAGGAGAAGCGACAGCAGCAUCGUCUUCUUCAUAGGAUCUCAGUACUGGGUCUUCAAGGACACAGCGGCCAUGUCCGGUUACCCCCGGCCUCUGUCUGAAUGGGGCAUGAUCAGAAAGAGCGGGGCUGUGGUGGACAGGGUGGACGCAGCCUUUAUCUGGGCUCACAAUGGCAAGACCUACCUGUUCAGCAGAGGCGAGUUCUGGAGGUUCGAUGAGAGUCGCAAAGAUGGACAGGUGACCACGAGGCCUGAAGCGGGAUACCCACGCGACAACAGCCUCUGGGCAGGAGUGCCCUCCAACAUGGAUGACAUCAUCAGCUGGGGAGGAGGAGAUGCCUACUUCUUCAAGGACAAUCUCUACUGGGUUUUAAAGAACGGGGGUCUGAACCAGGACAUUGUCAUUCCUAAAUCCAUCGCUGUAGACUGGCUCCAGUGUCCCGCUCCACCUUCAACCUCCACCACAGCCAACCCUCGGUUACCAGAGAAGUGCAGCUGUGACCUACGGGACUCCUCCCCAUUUAUGAGAAGCAGCUGGAGCCUAAUGAUAUUUGUUUUUCUAGUUAUUAUUGACUUUAUUAGACCAUAGAAAAGUGAAGCAGUAAACAGAGGAUUAUAUUUAUUUUAUUUAGUAUAUUAUAUUAUUGGGGUGUUAUUGGGUACCCCUGAGCAAGGUACCCAAUUCCCAUUCUUCAUUGUUAAUUGGACAUUUUAAAUUGUCCUCAGUUCAAUUCAGUUCAAUUUUAUUUGUUUAGCACCAAAUCAUAACAUACAGUAUCUCAGGUCUGUACAUAGACAACAUCAUGGAGAGCAGAGAAACACAACAUCUGCCUCAACCUGUGAUGGAGGGUUGCAGCAGGAAGAGCAUGUGGUGAAUUAAAUGUGCAGUGCACCUUGUGGCGAGCAAAAAAAAAAAGGUAUUUUAAUGAUAAUAUAUCCUCUAAAUAAAAUAAAUAAAUGUUGCAUUAAUGCACUUGUUUUUGUCAGAUGGUAAAAUGUUUAAAGAUGAACAUUCUAAAAGUAAUUCAUGUGUUCAUCACAUUUAUCAGUAACUUGAUGAACAGAUGGUGACGCUAAGACAAGCAAGUGACCGCAGGUCACAGCUUUCAACAGGCAAAGAAUAAAUAACUAAAACUUACUUUGUUGUAAGAUUUUAAAAAAUGUAAAAGAAA